CAACUAAGUACUCACCACAAUGACCAACAUCGUCAAUAGAGCUAUUCGCCAGUCCGAAAAUGUUAGGAAUCGGGUGCAUAAUCCCUGCCCUCCUGGCGCCCCGCGGGGACUUCUUAAUCUCAAGAACGUGUGCUCUCUGAACGCUUUGAUACAAUGUCUCUUUCACAUCCCGACCGUACGGGACAUUAUUCUGAACUGGAAAGCAGAAUGGAGAGGCUGUCCUUCCGUUGUGCGCAAAAUAUUCCUCAGGAUGAUGAGCCACGAAAGCACUGCCGACCAGGGACAGCUGAUGGUCCAUCUACUGCAAUGUCUGGCAGGAAACGGCGAAAUGCAAGACGUGAGCGAAAUGUUCACCACCAUACUUUCCAAGCUGGGGUGGGAUGGGUUGAACCUAUAUCCCAUUUUCAACGCAUGGGGACACUCACUCGCCAUCCCACUGGCUCACCUCCUCAGCGUGGACAUGACCCGCGGUCCCACGAGCGUACAGCAACAGCUAGCGCACGGAAGCCAGAGCGAAGAGUUCGGAAGGUGGCCAGAGUGUCUGGUUUUCGAGCUGAAUCGCCUGGACUACGCACGUCCUACCGUCAAGAGUCUCCACGAAUUUCACUUCCCGAUCACGCUCGAUGUUGGGCCGUACAGCGCCACGGCCAAACAAGCGCCCGUCUACAACCUGCAGUCCGUCAUCGUCCAUGGGCUCAGCCACUUCUGGGCGUUUGUCGUGAAGAACGGUUCUCUAUGGAAGUGCAACGACGCAGCAGUGUCGGAAGUUAAUCCCCAGCCUAUCGACACCUUUAUAACACAAGGCCACCAGGCCACCGUGAGCAUGCUCAUUUACAGACGCAGUGAUGCGUGGGGUGCCUCGGCCUUACCAGCCGCCUUCGAACACUCCUCCCAGGCCACACGAACCCAACCUGGCCAGCCGGCGCAGCCUCAGCCGCGGUCGCGGGGCGGACCAUCGGCCCCAGGCGGCAAUCCACAGCCGCCGAAUCCCUCCGCAUGGAGCAGUGGCGGGGGCCGCGGCAACAACACCCGCACGCGACCGCCUGCGGACAGCCCACCGGAGCCCAGCUCGGUCUAG
Messenger RNA from Tricharina praecox, 1078 nucleotides. RefSeq lists its product as uncharacterized. Gene Ontology annotation, molecular function: cysteine-type deubiquitinase activity. The transcript has 3 exons. Bases 20 to 1078 code for a protein of 352 amino acids. Gene Ontology annotation, biological process: protein deubiquitination. The record is from RefSeq and is a predicted model, not a curated record. Lineage: Eukaryota; Fungi; Ascomycota; Pezizomycetes; Pezizales; Pyronemataceae.